This is a messenger RNA of Pelmatolapia mariae (spotted tilapia), 2482 nucleotides long. RefSeq lists its product as uncharacterized. Bases 156 to 2060 code for a protein of 634 amino acids. Gene Ontology annotation, molecular function: DNA binding. Lineage: Eukaryota; Metazoa; Chordata; Actinopteri; Cichliformes; Cichlidae. The transcript has 2 exons. The record is from RefSeq and is a predicted model, not a curated record.
GUUUCCUGGGAAGCAUCUGAACAAAGGCCUGCCCCUUUUUCAUGAGGAUUGCUCUACCGCCAUCGUUACUUUACGUGUAAUCACGAUUACUAAAUCGGAUUACGAUACUUUUAUUAUAUUUCAAGGUAUCAGUAACAACAGAGACAGAAUUCGAAAUGGAUGCGGAUCACCAAGAAACCAGCGGCGAGACCAAAUCGGCCAUUAAUACUUGGCGUUAUCGACACCAUUUCACGUACAAGGCAGAUCAAGGGAAAAAUAUCAUCGUCCAGUGUAAUCUGUGCUUGCCGAGGGUUAAUCUGCUGUCCACGUCAAAAACCUCCACUUCAAAUCUAAAGAAACAUUUAGACAGAACACAUUUAGGCUGUGAAGCCAGGCCUGAUGCCAAGAGAGGACGGAAAAAAGAGGAAUACAACGGCGAGGAAAGCAGACACUGCCAGCUCAAAAAGCUCAAAGCGGAAAUCAUCUCCAAAUGCCUGACCCAGGCAAAGAUCGAUGAUCUGAUCUUCAACUUCAUUGUGGAGGACUGCCAGUCAUUUUAUGUGCUGGAGCAGCCUGGCUUCAGGAAGCUGAUUGCUGGUUUAACUGAAGGGCUCAAAUCCAUGGACAGGGUGACCCUGUUUACUAAGGUGGACCACGGUUUCUCCAAGAUGCGGGAAGAGGUGAUGUCUAAGCUCAGCAGCGUCCAGUAUGUGUGCACCACAGCGGACAUCUGGACAGCCCACAACAGGAGCUUCUUUGGGAUGACCUGUCACUGGAUCGAUAUGGAUUCUUUGGAGAGGAAAUCCGCCGCCCUGGCUUUUGCACGGCUGCAGGGCAGGAUCACGUAUGACACCAUCGCCGGCCGCAUACACGACGUCCACGUGGCCUACAAUAUUGAGAGUAAAGUUCAGACGACAGUCACAGAUAACGGCAGCCCCUUCAUCAGUGUCUUCAGGGAGUUUGCGCUGGACAGCCAAGAAAGUGACGACGACAUCGGUUUCUACGAGAACGUGAGCACCGUGCUCGAGGGUGAGCCGGAGCAGGACAUGCUGCUGUUUCUGCCCACCGUGCAGCGCUGCGCGUCACACACCCUGGAGCAGAUCGUCACUGAUGACUUCUGGCAGGCUGUGUCACAGGGGCCCAUGUGCCAGCUACAUUACAGUGCCAUGGCUAAAGUGUUUGCCAUAUGGAGCAAAUGCCACCAUCUCCAGGUCGGGAUGGACGCGGCAGAGGAGAUAGGGAAGAUGGCGCUCGUCGUCCCCACCGUUAUACGCUGGAACGUGGAGUACUGUGCCGUGCAGAAGAUUGUCUCUCUCAGCGAGCGGGAGCUGACGGAGCUCUGCGCUCGCCUCGAGGUCCCACGCUUUCAGCCAGAGGAGAUGGCCUUCUUGAAGGAAUAUGUGACUGUGUUUCACCCGCUCGCAUUUGCACUCGAACUUUUCCAGGCGGAGCAGAAAUGCUACCUGGGCCUGGUCAUCCCAACCGUACUCAGUCUGAAGAACAAGCUAAAUGAGCAGAAGGAUGCCGCAAAAUACUUCGGCGAUGCCAUCAACGCCAUUGUAAUGGCUAUCGACGUGCGGUUCCAGGAGUUGUUCGGCAGCACCGAAGCGAAGAUUGCGACCGCGACAACUCCUCAGUUUCGCUUGUGGUGGAUGGCGGCCUCCGAGAGGGAGGAGAUGUGCGCCCUGCUGGCCUCGGAGGCGUCCCAGAUGGAUCCCUGCACCGUAACCGAGGCGAACACCAGCCGCAACCUGUCCACCAUUGAAUCCGAGGAUGACUUCUUUAGCUAUGGCUCAGUGAAACCGGCCGUCCAGAUCCAGCAGCGGGGGGUGUUGGAGGAGAUUCGCAAGUAUGUAGAAGGAACGGGGAAGAGCCUCGAGUGCCUGCAGGACUUCCCAAGAGUGAAGCAGCUCUUCCUAAAAUACAACACCACCCUGCCGUCCACGGCCCCCGUCCAGCGUCUCUUCAGCCAGAAGGGCAACCUGGUGACGUCACAGAGAAACUUUCUGACUGACGACUAUUUCGAGCGCAUUCAGCUUUUGAGAUACAACAGCAACCUGUGCUCUCUGAUCAGCGAGUGAAUGGGUUACCGAUGGCCGUCUCAGACUUUUAACCGAUACAAAAUCAAACCAUAUUGUUUUGAAGUCAUCACAGGAGAACACUGAACAAUAUCUCAUUUCAGGCACUUUAGCCCGAAUGUGCUUUCUAAUAUUUAUCCCCCCCUGCCUGUUUUGAUUGGCAAAGCAUAUGUCUCCCACUCCAGAAUGGCUUAAUGAAAACAUCUGAUUGACAAUCAUAGACACUGACACUCGGACUGACAAAAAGCAUCUUUAUCUGUGCUGUUGUUGUGAUUUGAUGUAGCCACGGGGUUAAACUGAAGUGAUUUUUGUCUUUCAGUUAUGAUUUUUUUUCUACAGCUGUUCAGUAAGAAUGCAUCUCCUGUCUGUAUUUUAUAUCAUAUAUAAAGCGACAAGAAGAGACCCCCCCUCUCCGUUUGUUUGUG